AUACCAACACAACCAAAGGCUACCCUCUCCCUCCCUCCAGCAUGUCCUCCUCCUCUUCAGCAUCGUCGCCGCCUUACAAGCUGUCGGUACAGUUGCAAGGACACACUGGUGAUGUCAGAGCCGUAGCCACGCAUACGACGUCUUCAGGCUCGUCUCUCAUCCUUUCGGCUUCAAGAGAUACAACUGCAUGUGUAUGGGCUCGUCUGCCAGGCGCACAGCAUUUCGAGCCGCCACAGGUACUAGGGGGCCAUGGAGGAUAUGUGAAUAGUUGCCAUUGGCUGUCUGAUGGAGCUGGGGGAAUCUUCGCACUUACUGGUGGCCAAGACAAGCUCGUCAAUGCCUUUGAGGUCUCCGUAGAUGCAGAUGGAAGGGCAACGAGCUCGAAAACCCCAGACUAUACGCUCCUAGGCCACGAAGACAAUAUCUCCACCCUCGAUGUUGGACCGGGCGGGGCGUACAUUAUCAGUGGGAGCUGGGAUAAGACCGCUCGGGUAUGGAAGGGAUGGGAGUGCGUGGCUACUCUCAAGGGUCAUUUGCAGGCAGUCUGGGCAGUGCUGGCGGUAGAUGAGGACAGAGUCAUUACUGCCUCUGCUGAUAAGAUCAUCCGGUUGUGGUCCAUCUCGCGUCCUGCCGAGCCUAUCGCCGUUUUUGGCGGUCAUGAUGACGCUGUGAGAGGGCUGACGUUGCUUCAGGACGGGAAGAGCUUUGCAAGCUGCUCAAAUGAUGGUACCAUCAAUAUCUACUCUUUGGAUUCCCUAGACGCUCGUGGGAUAAAUAGACCGAAGCGGACUCUCUCCGGUCACACCAGCUUCGUGUAUUCCCUAGCGACCCUUUCAGCCGCUCACGAGCUUGUCUCAUCAGGCGAAGAUCGCUCCGUGCGUGUAUGGCAAGGCGACGCCCUGAUCCAGACGCUCACCAUACCUGCCAUCUCGGUUUGGUCUGUUGGAACUCUGCAAGACGGUGAUCUUGUUUGUGGAAGUAGCGAUCACCAGAUCCGGGUGUUCACCAGGCAAAAGGAGAGGAUAGCAGAUACGGAGGAGCUGGAUACCUACGAGCGCAGUAUUGCAUCGCAAGCGCUCAACAAGACACAAGUUGGAGAUGUCCGCAAAGACGACGUUCCUGGCGUCGAAGCUCUCUCACAGCCUGGUAGCAAGGAAGGCCAGACUAAGAUGGUGUCCAACAACGGCGUGAUUGAGGCUCAUCAAUGGUCGAUGGCAUCGCAGAGAUGGGAGAAGAUUGGUGAGGUAGUGGGAGGCGUCGGCUCGGGCCAGAAGAAGCUGCAUCAAGGCAAGGAGUACGACUACGUCUUUGAUGUGGACAUUGCCGAUGGCGUGCCACCCCUCAAACUGCCGUAUAAUCUCAGCGAGAACGCCUACUCCGCCGCCCAGAAAUUCUUGGACAAGAACGAGUUGCCAGCAGAGUAUCUAGAGCAAGUCGUGUCUUUCAUCGACAAGAAUGUUGAAGGGGCCACCAUUGGCGGAAGGUCCAAUGAGGCGUACGUGGACCCAUUCUCCGGGACGGCCGGAAGAUACGUUCCUGGCAGCGGUGGGCCAGCGCCUGGAAGCAAUGGCUCGCGGCCCACUACACAAGCUACUGCCCCGCCUGCUCUGAAGAUCCUGCCCCAGAGGUCCUACCUUUCCUUCAAGCAAGCCAACCUCCCAGCUCUUCAAGCUAAGCUCAAUGAGCUUUCGGCCAGCUCCGGCUCGCCUAUUGAUGCUUCGAGCAUCAUUAGUGCUCUCGGCAGCUCGUCCUCGCCCGUCGAUUUGACUCCGCUUUCUCAAGCCAUGACAAGCUGGCCUCCUGCUGCUAGGCUACCGCUGCUUGACAUCUACAGGCUGUCCGCGCUGCAAGGUACGACUGCGUCAGUGCAAGGCUUUGUCUCAACAAUCCUCGAAGCGGCCGAGUGGACUUCGCCUGUUGACUCCAAAGCCAAGGAGACAAACACCAUGCUAGCCGCCAGGGGUGUUGCGAACCUCUUCAGCUCACCUCAAGUAGGUCAAUUGCUGAAGCUGGCUGAAGAACUUCUUGCUCAGCUGCACAGCGCCGACUUUGCCAAGAUGAACAAGAAUGGAAGAGUAGCUUUUGCCACGAUCGUGUACAAUUUCUCCGUCGCCGUCACCGCCUCUGCAGAAGCGCAGCCCUUCGCCGGAGCCAUUUUGGAUGCGAUCGUCAAGAUUCUCACGGAGGAAGAAGGGGACAGCGAGGUCAUCUACCGCACGCUCAUUGCACUGGGCAACUUGCUCGUCUCGCCUUCUUCGAAGAAGCUGCAGGUGGGCAGCGUACAGCUUGCAAGGGAUGCUGCAGAGGCGUGGGGAAGCCGAUUUUCGGGCAGUGAAGAGAGGAUGAGGGUGGUCGCGGGUGACCUCAAGUCUCUCGAUGUAUAGAAUGAUCAGGCCAGAGCAGAUGCAUAAUCUCGAUGGACGGGCAAAAGCCAGACAGUGUCUGAUAUUACCAAUUACAAUCAUCUGCAAUAGAGAACACCAGCGAGCUCAUGCUGCUCAACGUGAUCGGCGUACAUCGCUCAGCGCCCUUUGCCUCCCUCCUCUUUCG
Molecule: messenger RNA, 2550 nt
Organism: Microstroma glucosiphilum
Lineage: Eukaryota; Fungi; Basidiomycota; Exobasidiomycetes; Microstromatales; Microstromataceae
Product: PFU-domain-containing protein
Exons: 5
Coding region: 42-2384 (780 amino acids)
Biological process (GO): ubiquitin recycling; proteasome-mediated ubiquitin-dependent protein catabolic process
Cellular component (GO): cytoplasm; nucleus
Molecular function (GO): ubiquitin binding
Source: RefSeq, a predicted model, not a curated record